AGCAGUUAAAGGGAAAAAGUGGCACAGACAAAGAAAAGGACCGAGCGGCGUUGCGGGGGAAGAGCCGCGGAGACCGCCUGGCUUCUUUUUUGUUUUGUUUUUGUUUUUGGCUUUUUGUUUCGGUUGUUUUCCCGCAUAAACCUCCAUGACAGCUCGACGACGGUGAGAUUCCCCCGCCGGGAAGAGAGAGAGAGAGAGGGGGGAGGAGGGGAGGCACCCCUGUCCAUCCCUGCAUCCACAGCACAUCUGUUCCUGCAAACUGAAGGAAACUACCAGCUGGUGACUGAUGGAGAGACCCCAGCUCACACAAAGGAUGGAGGAUGUGGAACAUAUCGAGACGGAAAAUAGUUUCGUCCUUUAGUCUUUUUUUCCCCCUCUCUCUCGCUGGUUACUCUCAUAGUUGAGAUUUAGUUGGCCACGCCUGGAUUACCCAUCUUGAUGCACACGUGUCGCUUCUUUUGGCACAGGCCCCCCGUAAGUGCUCAACACACACUUGAAUCAGGUUUUUUCGUUUCUCCAUCUUUCACCGGGCAGGUGUUACUGCCUGAACACGGACUGAAGAGCUCUCAUUUACCAGGUAACCCCCCCCCCCCACUCCCCUCCCCUCUGAGAAUAAGCCUCUCUCCUCCAAGCGGCUGAGAGGUUGCCAUGGCGCUGGUUGCCAUGACGUCGCUGUAGCAUCGUAAAGGUGGUGGCCGUGGUGGUGGCACCGGGGGUGAGGGUUGGUGGAACAACCAGGGAUGGGAAGCGCUCCAUAUUCAGCGGGAGACUGGAGGGGCAAAGGAAGAGGCGGGCUGCAGGACCUGGGUUGUAUGCCCUGGAAGGUCAGCAAGCAGAAAGGAGGAGAAGGAGUGCUGGGAGGGCCUAGAGGAGGAGGAGGAGGAUUGGGAGAAGGAGGGAGGAAGUGCAGGGACUGUCAACAGCAACAGCAGGAUCUCUCAUCUUCCUCUUCCUCCUCCCUUACUACCCCGGUGCCUCCCCAGCCCUCUGUGAUUCCUCCCACGAUCUACCACGAGAAGCAGCGGAGAGAGCUUUGCGCUCUGCACGCACUCAAUAACGUCUUCCAAGACGGCACGGCCUUCAGCCGGGACACACUGCAGGAGAUCUACCAAAGGCUCUCUCCCAGCACUCUGGUGACUCCUCACAAGAAGAGCAUGCUGGGAAAUGGGAACUACGACGUGAAUGUCAUCAUGGCGGCGCUGCAGACCCGCGGAUUUGAGGCUGUGUGGUGGGAUAAAAGAAGGGACGUGGGCAGCAUCGAGCUGUUAAACGUGACGGGUUUCAUUCUCAAUGUGCCGUCCAACCUGCGAUGGGGGCCCCUCCGGCUGCCGCUCAAACGCCAGCACUGGAUAGGUGUGAGAGAGGUGGGCGGAGUCUAUUACAACUUGGACUCCAAGCUGCGGAGUCCACACCCGAUCGGCAGCGCUGAAGAGCUCAGGAAGUUCCUGCGUCUCCAGCUGCGAGGGAAGAACUGUGAGCUCCUGCUGGUCGUCUCCGAGGAAGUGGAAGCGCACCAGACGUGGAGGUCAGACGGCUGCUGAGAGUAAACCCGCCAAUCUUGUCACGAGCUGGCAGGCGGGGCAGCUGGCCCCGGCCAAUCACCGACAAGGACAGAGAGACGGUGAAUUGUGCACAGCCAAUCACAUGGAGGCGCACUGGCCCGAUUUUUUUUUUUUUUUUUUUUUUGGUUUGUUUACAUGACCAUCGCUGGACUCGCUUGACUUGAGACCCCAAGUGAUGAAGACAACAAACACACAAAACAGGGAGAUCACAAAGAAUCACAACGCAGACACUAGUCAGACUUCUGACAAUGUUAUCAGUUACGUAUCCGGUGUGUGUGUGUGUGCGCGCGCGUGUGUGUAUA
This is a messenger RNA of Lampris incognitus (smalleye Pacific opah), 1864 nucleotides long. It is a transcript of the gene josd1, whose product is annotated as Josephin domain containing 1. Bases 741 to 1541 code for a protein of 266 amino acids. Gene Ontology annotation, biological process: protein deubiquitination. The transcript is spliced from 5 exons. The record is from RefSeq and is a predicted model, not a curated record. NCBI's taxonomy places the organism in Eukaryota, Metazoa, Chordata, Actinopteri, Lampriformes, Lampridae. Gene Ontology annotation, molecular function: cysteine-type deubiquitinase activity.